AUGCCCGGCGAAGAACACAGCUUCGAACGCCAUGCCUCAGUCACACAGCAGCGUCGACUGUCGCUACAGUACGAGCGCAACGCUUGGAUAGGGCCGCCGUCAGAUUCUAUCUACGCUGGUAUCUCCAGCGACUUUCAAGAUCACUUCACACCAACUAUAGCAAUCGCAAUCCGCGACGCUACGUACUUACUGGACUUCAUCGAGAAGCAGUUCCCAAACAAGGUGUCCGCAGAGGAGGCCACCGAUUUUGUCAUUUCCGAGCUGCAGAAGUAUUCCGAGAACCAUCUGGAGAAAAUUGUUGGGAUAUCAAUGCCUGGGCAUGUUGCAAAGCACUGCCCUCGACUGUGCCCUCGCCUUUGGGCAGAGCUCGACAUUGUUCCAUUGGUCCUGUCGAACGUAACUCUAAUAGAUAGAGUUAGUGUCGAACAGCCUACCGAGGACAGCGCCUCGAAAACUGCUGGAUGGGAUGAAAAAACCAUCGACGAACAGGCUGAGUCCAUGGCACGAAAAGGUGUUAGGUUAUUUGGGCCGGAAAACGCGCCGCUGCUACAAGUGGGCUACCUCGGGCUCGUGGAAGUGGACACAGCUUACCAUGUGCAACUUGCGGACCUGAGUGAUUUCCAGAAAACUGUCUCGGAUAGAACAUGGUCAGCAACGCAACAUUAUGCCACCGAUUUGAAAGAACGCAAUGUCAAAAUCGCAUUUUUCAGUGCCACGCCUCAGGGUGGUGGUGUGGCUUUGAUGCGGCAUGCUCUUUUGCGCUUUUCAAAUUGUCUAGGCACUGACAUAAAAUGGUACGUCCCGAAGCCACGGCCGGGGGUCUUCAGGGUAACCAAAACGAACCACAAUAUCCUGCAAGGUGUUGCCCGUCCAGACGAGCGCUUAACACCAGAGAACAAGAAACUCCUGCAGGAGUGGAUUGAGGAAAAUGCCAGGCGAUAUUGGACCCGACCAGGUGGGCCUUUGCUUGCACCGUCAGAAGGAGGUGCAGAUGUUGUAGUCGUCGACGAUCCCCAGAUGCCAGGCCUCAUUCCCAUCGCAAAGAAACUGGCUCCAAAUCGACCAGUCAUCUUUCGAAGCCACAUCCAAAUUCGAAGUGACCUGGUUGCGAUACCUGAAUCCCCGCAGGCAGAGGCCUGGGAAUACCUAUGGGGUAAUAUUAAACAUGCCGACUGUUUUAUCAGUCACCCUGUGAGCGCCUUUGUGCCGCGGAAUGUGCCUCCAGAGAUAGUAGGCUAUAUGCCUGCAGCAACUGACUGGUUGGAUGGGCUGAACAAGUCUAUGCGAGACUGGGACAUUGCACACUAUGGCCGCAUCUUCAACUCAGGCUGUCGCAAUGCGGACAUGCCAACUAUCCAAUGGCCCGAGGAUUCAUAUAUCGUCCAGAUUGCACGGUUCGACCCGUCAAAGGGUAUCGAGGAUGUGUUAGUUUCCUACGAGAAAUUCCACAACAAACUACUCGCCGAAACGCCUAAUACGGUCCCUCCCAAGCUACUGAUCUGUGGACACGGGUCAGUGGAUGAUCCGGAUGGAGGGCACAUCUACGACGAGAUAAUCGACUAUCUGGACACGAAAGUCCCACAUAUCCGCCACCUCAUUUGCGCGAUGCGGGUGCGGCCCUGCGACCAAGUCCUGAACGCCAUUCUCUCCAAGGCGACUAUCGCACUGCAACUGUCUACAUCCGAAGGUUUCGAGGUGAAAGUCUCCGAAGCAAUCCACAAAGGCAAACCAGUCAUCGCCACGCGUGCCGGCGGUAUCCCGCUACAGGUGGCGCACGGGAAGAACGGGUUCCUGGUUGAUGUUGGCGAUACAGAUGCUGUGGCGCAGCGCUUGUUUGAGCUCUGGACGGAUCACGAUCUGUAUGCCCGCAUGUCGGAGUACGGCAUCCAUAAUAUAAGUGAUGAAGUGAGUACAGUGGGGAAUGCUCUCGACUGGCUCUAUCUUGCUUCCAAGUUAUCGCGUGGCGAGCCUGUUAGGCCCAACGAACGUUGGAUCGAUGAUAUGGCAUUUGAAGAGCUCGGUACCCCGAACAAAGAGGAUGAGCUACAGCUCAAACGUGCAGUCAAGGUGGAGCAGAUGGGCUAA
Penicillium mononematosum is the source of this 2085-nucleotide messenger RNA. It is a transcript of the gene ccg9, whose product is annotated as putative trehalose synthase (Ccg-9). The record is from RefSeq and is a predicted model, not a curated record. Bases 1 to 2085 code for a protein of 694 amino acids. Gene Ontology annotation, molecular function: glycosyltransferase activity. Lineage: Eukaryota; Fungi; Ascomycota; Eurotiomycetes; Eurotiales; Aspergillaceae. The transcript is spliced from 6 exons.